AUGCACACGUUGUCUUUAAGAGCGCCUAGCUCGCUCUCUGCGGAUUCCACCGCUGAUCAAGCGGUUCGAUGGCGCUCGGGUGACCUUGUUGUCGCUCUGCCACCCGCUGCCUUUGCGCCGGACUACCAACCGCCCUGCUUUCACACAGACGAGCAAGUUCGUCACUGUGCGAUCUGGGCCGCGGACUUCUCGGUCACGGCUCGAGUGUCUUUUAUACUCUGGCGGCCUGGCCAACGUGCUAUUCGUGGUCACGCGCCAGCCGGAUCCCAAUGGAGAGCUCUCGACUACACAUUUGCUGGCGACUUUAGCCUCCACUACCCGGGUCGGUGGGUGCCGGUCCCUUGGAUUGCGCAAGAAUUUGCUCACUUAGUUGUGCUACCGGAUGACCCCUCGAGUGUCAAUGUCGUUGUGGAAGCGGACGGGCACUGCUGGUGCGCUACAGUUACCGCCGCCACAGAUGCGUGGCAGCUUUGGACGGACCUGCCCACGGUUUCUAGUCAGCCUCGCGUCCUAGGGGUUCCUCACCAAGAGCUACGGCAAGGGACCACCCUGCGUAGCGGGGACAUUGUAUCCGGUACGGAGCCUGCCUUUUCCCUCAGGGUUGCUCGAGGGGCCUUUGGCCUCGCAAUGCUACACGCUUUCCGGGGCAGUGUGGGCAUCUUAGCCCUUGCCCUUCUGCUUGCUAGUCCCCUGGCACCCCCGGUUGCCACUGGGAUGCGCCUCUCUGGGGAAACCGAGGAUUGGCACAAACGCACUCCGGAUGCCCCAGCGCAAGCCAGCACUAUGCAUCAUCAGGGCACCUGCCACCGUCUCUGGGACCCUGCCGGUAGCAUCCUCGGGCCCUUUUGGGGACCUGCUGCCGUGCCCCCUUCAGCCCUGCAGGACGCCGCACCGGCGUGUCCGCCUUUACCCAAGUGCGACCGCCACAAGACCACCGUGUUGUGGACUGGGUCCCGAUCCCCUCGGAUCCCUUAUUUGCCACUGUUCUCCUUCAAUGUCCGCCAGCCACCCGGGCGGCGCUGUUACCGGCCACCUGCGCGGCUGCUGAUCUCAAUAGGGCGUGCCGCCGCUGCGCCGGACCUCCCCCAGGUUCUGGCCCCGCCGGAGAUGUGGUGCGGGCUGUCUAGGUGGUCCUGGUUCGGAGUAUUGGGUCUUUGGACGUUGUGCUGUCAGCCGCGCUCGCCUGUCGCGCUGUAUGGCUCCACCCCUCCGGAGUAUCGGGCCGCAAACCCGCCCAACUUGGAUCGUGGUCUAUUGGCACGUACCCGCUGUUACCUUCGAGCCUGGGGCGCCCCCUCAUGGUCCAGUUCGGAUGGUAUUUCCUGGACAGCCGACCUUCAUGAGGAGUGUGUGGCGCAAGCAUCUCUGCACCAGCUCUGGUGGUCUCAUGACUUGUUUCCCUGUCUCCCUGCCUCUGCUCCGGCCUCUUACCACCGGGAGUUCUCCAGCUACCCGCUCUGGCCAGGCGGCGUUCCUGAACAGCUCUUUAUCGCUACGGAUGGCAGUGUGAGCACGGUGGGGCUUGGGCCUUCUGUGCCUGGGCAUGGUGGCGCGGCCGCUGGUAUCGCCUCGGCUGGUUCGGAGCUACUGGCUGCUGGCCUGUGGCUUGUUGCAUGGGUCGACCGACUCUCGCUGCUCACCUCUUCUGCGCCUACUAGGGUCACUAUUGCAGUGGAUAAUGCCGCUGCCCUUCAGAUCGCCGCUGGGCAGGCGCAAGCCGGCGAGAACGUCACCACUGACACACGUUACGUGUGGCAAGCUGUCCAGUCCCGCCUCACAACCCGCUUUCAGCAUGUGCAUAGCCAUGUCGGCAUCAUGCCAAACACGCUUGCCGACUUGGGGCACCGCGGGUGGCGGCCCUGGAAACAAACUGACCCCACUCUGCCUGCCCUCUUCCGCCAAGCUGGGCCUUGGCUAUGGGCUGUUCCCCGAGCGCGGGUUCAACAAGGGCGGCCCUGUCUUCAGCUUGUCUCGGACUCCCUUCCUCCAGCGCCCCAGGCGGAAGAGCCUUAUGCCCAAGAAUCCCCGUCGGCUGGCCCCUCAGAAGCCCCGGUGCUGGAUGAGCCUCGCCAGCCAACCACGACUUCCCCCGUCCCUCUUCGCAUCGUUACGGCUAAUGUCCAGACGAUGCAUGAUUCCCGUGCCUCCUUCUUCAAUCCGUCGGGACACGGUCAACGCCGCCAGGACCUGUACUCCCAGGUGGAUAAGCUGAGCCUCGACAUUGUUUGUCUUCAAGAGACCCGCAGCAAAGGGGGACGCUGGGACACUGCCGGUUUGCUCACCUGGAGGUCCGGGGCAGCCAAGGGCAGCUAUGGCUGCGAAAUUUGGGUGAGACCACAUCUCACCAACCCGCCACUGCGCCUUGACGAUUGGCGCAUCACAAGCGCCACCCCCCGCAGCCUCAUCAUUGUGUGCAAACGAGCUGACUUCCCGCUGGCCAUUGCGGUGGCGCACGCACCCCACGCUGACAGGCCGGCCGCGGAGAUUCAUCAAUUUUGGUCCUUACUGCAGGCCUCGCUGUGCCAGUUACCUCGGACCCUUACACUUGUUAUCGGCCUUGAUGCCAAUGCUGACCUCCUGUGGGCCGAUGAGGACCACGCUUUCAUCGGGGACGGCCUAGGGUGUGGUGAAGAAGGGGCUGGCGAGCAAGGCCUGUUCGAUACCAUGCAACGCUUUCGGUUGACGGCCCCAGCCUCUUUCUCUGAUAUUCAGGUUGGCCCGGGCUGGUCUUGGGAGCACACUGGCGGUACCCGCAAGCGUCUUGAUCACAUCCUGCUUCAGGCGGGUUCCUGGCAGUACCGCCGCUCCUGCCAGCUCCCUGAAUUUGAUAUUCUGAACGGUCGGCGCGACCAUAUGCCCUUGCUUGUUGAAUGCGAGCUUCGGGGUCGACCGGUCCAAGCCCUUAAGCGGCGGCACCUCCGCCUCCUGCGAGCUCUCCCCAGCCCGCCGAGGUCAGGCAGGUUCGGGAACAACUUCCCGCUUUGCGAGCCAAUGUCGAGUGGCAACAGCGGCGUUUUCUUCUGCAGGCACACUAUCUCGCCCGCGCUGACAAACAAGCCCACUUUCGCUCCCUCACUCUUGCAGCAGCUCGGCAUUGGGAGUCUACUGGAGUCCCUCUUGAGUCCAUCCGGCAUCUCCGUUGGGCCUCUCGUAAGUCCCACGAAAGGCGAGCCGUCCACGCGGCUGGGGGAUAUGACAUUGACCCGGAGCUUGAAGAUCAAUUUCGCGCCCAAGAAGCUUGAGCAGCUCUGCAUCCGCCAAGCUCCGGCUAAAGCCCCUGGACCGGAUGGACUGCGUAACGAGCUCUGGCGGUCGCAGGGCGCCCAUGCAGGCCGCUGGCUUUGGCCCCUGUGCGCCAGGAUCGCCCUUCAAGGCCGAGAGCCUUUUGACUUCAAGGCCGCCAUUGUAUGCGCCCUUUAUAAAAAAGGGCCUGCAUCCCUGCCGGCAAACUAUCGCUCCAUUGCCCUUCUUAAUGGCGUUGCCAAGCUAUGGCACUCGCACCUUCGGUCGACCAUAGGAGGGCACAUCCUCUCUCGCUAUGAGCCCAUGCAGUUGGGAGGGCGCAAAGGGGUCCACACGGAGUUUGCUCUCGCCGCUUUUCGGUGCGCGUGGGACCUCUCUGUCUCAGCUGGGCGCUGUUUGGCCGUUGUCUUUGUUGACAUCCAAGCCGCCUAUUAUGAGGCCAGUCGGGACUUGCUCUUUGACGGCUUCGCGGCAGAUGCCCAGGUACCAGAGCACCAUCACCUCGCAGGUCUUGUCUUGCAGCUUCAGCAACAAGGAGCUCUUGCUGCCUUGGGGGUCGCGGACGAUGUUGCUGCCCUGCUCCGUGACUGUGUUGCGCUGUCCCACUGGUCCUUGUCGGGCUCCUCCAACAUCUUCCUUGCCUCCCGCGGCUCUCGUCCCGGGGAUGGCCUUGCUGACAUCCUGUUCGGAGCGCUCUUCGCUGUUGGAUUGCAGCACAUACAGCGUGCCACCGCGCAGCUCGGCAUUACUCACACCAGUGCUGGAGUUGAGGUUGGCCUCCCGCCCGGUGUUAAGCCCAUUGGGUGGGCCGAUGACCUCGCGGUCCUAGCUGACUUUGACUGCCCUGCUGAUUUGCAGGCUCAGCUUCCCCAGCUCGUCCGUGUCAUUUUGGAGACCCUCCGACUCCUUCGUUUCCGGGUCAAUCUCGGCGCGGGGAAAACUGAAGCCUUGGUUGACAUUCGAGGUGAAGGGGCUCGGGCGGCCCGUGGGGCCCUGCUGAGCGGGGACGCACUCCUGCAGGUCUCCGACUCGGGCUCCAUCCGUCUCUGCCCGGAGUACAAAUAUUUGGGAGUUGCUCAACUGCCCCGGGAUACUGGACGCAGAGACUGCGAGCUCGCGGCGCAACGGGGCUCCGCUGCGGCCUCGAUGGCUCGCACCCUCCUGUGCAGCAACUGCCUCCCGUGGGAGCUCAAGCGUGCUUGGGUUGCGGGCAGAGUUCUCCCGUCGGCGUACUCCUCGCUCGCUAUGUCCCUUGCGGAGUCGGGCAGAGCGACCGCGCCGCUGGCUGGCCUUUUUGAGCGCACGGCCCGCAUUCUCUUGUCCUCGUGGCAAGUGGGGCACAAGCUCACUACGCCGCUCCUCCGGCUUUUUGCGGAUGUCCCUCCACCCGACCUUGCGACCGUGAUCAGCCAAUGUCGGCUGUGUGUGCAAUUGUUUUGCAAAGCGCCAGCGGCUGUCCGCGACAUUGUCGAUGCCGCCUGGAAUCGGGCGCUCCCGUGGUGCCAAGCUCUGGUUUCGGCAUGCAUGUGUGUGGGUGCGUCCCUUGAUCUAUGGGAUCCGGAGCAGCCUCCUGCUAUUACGGUUCUCUUCGUGCAGAGUCACGGGCGUGCCCUGCUCCGAGCCUGCAAGUCCCUGAGCAAGUUCGGUCACCGCUAUGCUGCCUGCGCCCAGCUGUGGGACGAUCUUUCAGCUCGGAGAACCACACACGUGCUCGGAGCCGCUCAGUCCUAUCGCUGCCCUGUCUGCCGGGACAUCUUUCCGAGCCUCCAUGCCGUCCGGGCUCACCUUCACCGUAAGCAUGGUGUCCUUUCCGACGUCACUGCAUACAUGGCGGGUUCUGUGUGCCUCUGGUGUAUGCAGGAUUUUCACUCCUCAGACCGCCUGAAGUACCACCUGCAAACGCAGCGGCCCUGUUUGCACGGGCUUCGGGUCACUGUCGGCCCGGUGUAUCAGUACGGGUCCGGCACUAAGCGCAAAGGCCGCGCGGCUCACCGGGGAGUUCCACCGCAGCGACUCUGCGGACCGUGUAAUGCCACCCCGGUUCAACGGCGCGCCGCUCGUCUCGGGGUGCCAGUUACCGAGGCUGAGUUACAGGAGGAGUGGGAUGCCGUUCAACGCUCGCCAGCCCUCUCGGACCUGGUUCCUGGCAAUCUGCACCGUGUUGCUGCGGGGUCUGCGUCUGCUUCGGCGCCGGUGGCUGUCCUCGGUUCUCUUAGCGAGGACGCCGCCUCCUCUCCCUUGUUACAGAACCCCGUGUCAUCUCUGGUUGGCUCACUCGGUACCACGCCGCUCCAGUGGUACUCGUUUGUCGAGGGCGCGGCUGCCUGCGUCGACUGGGCUCUGCCUUCGCCUUGGUGGCCAGGGCUUCUCGCCCUCGGCGGGGUCUUCCGCCUGCCUUCUUCCUGGCACCGGCUUUGGUCCAUGUGGUCGGCAUUGGAGCUCUUCUCGCCUUGGGAGCACCGUGCUGUUCGCCGCUUUGGGGUCCUUCGUUCGGCCUCGUCUUGUGGCUUGGGUGCCCCUGUGUCGCUGGCUGACGCCACUGCUGGCCGCCGGUCCCUGCUGGAGCUGGCCGCCGCCCUUGUCUCUUUCCGCAUGGUCUGCAAGACCGUCCACCAGCGGGGCGCCAUGUGGAUUUCUGGGCACCCCGGGCACCUGGGGCUUGCCCUGCUCCGCCGCCUGCUUCCCGCGGCUGUCUUCUUGGACUUCUGGUCUUCUGCUGGUCGCGUCUUUCUCGCGGCCAGUUCGGCCUCCUUGGCCUCUUCUGUGCGUUCGGCCCUCGUUGGCUCUUCCGCCCCGCCCUCGCUUUCCGUGCGAGCUUUCUGGGCGUACCCUGCUGCGUGA
Molecule: messenger RNA, 6084 nt
Organism: Symbiodinium sp. CCMP2592
Lineage: Eukaryota; Dinophyceae; Suessiales; Symbiodiniaceae
Source: the annotation of a GenBank genome assembly